GACCGGGACCCUCAUGUAAAAAAAAAAAGUCGAGCUUAAGUCAUUCAGAAGAUACAGCUUUCCGAACUCUUCAAGAACACCGAAUUCAACUUUACACUCAAAAAGUUUAUUUGAUAUAAACUUCUUCAUAAGAUAAAGCCGUCAUAAAAGUGGUAUGGCGCCAGUUUUCGCUAAAGUGAAAGAGAGUUAUAUCUCAAGCUGAUAAUAUCCGUUUCGUCUCAAAAUUUUUUCAAUAUAGUAUUUUGCUUGUAGAACAUAGUAAUGCUAAAAACUUUUUGAAAAUGUUCAUAAAUCUAAAAUUACAGAGAAAACAUUAAUUUUUGGCUGGUUGCAAAGCUAUUUUUGGCGCCUUUCGAACACUGAAAAUGUGAAACGUUGCUCAACUCACAAUUUGUUUUUGAAGUAUGCAUUUUUAAUCUUCAGACUUUGCUCUAUCUAAUGGAAGAAGAACCAGUUUUCUAACACCUUGAGUAAGCUCACAAUCAAGUCCGACAUUUAUGCCAAGACUUUUGCAUCAGUCAUUAUGUAUAAAAAAGUUCAACUUCUUAUUUCGUAUUUCUCUUGAAAUUAAUAUAAAAAUAACGAUAUUUUACAAAACAGCUAAAAGAAUUAUUUUCAAUGAAAAAAUAAUUAAUUUUAUUUUUCUUUAAUACUUAAACAAAAAUAAUUGAAAAUUUUUUUCGAUGUGCUUCCAUUAUUUAAUUUGAUAAUGUAUAGGUUAUUUGCUUUUAUACCAUUUGGACUUGACGUGAUACAGUUAUCUACUAUCGUGUACGUACUAAAGAUAUUUAUGUAUAUAUAUAUAUGCUACUCGCUACACUACAAAAUAUUCUAUAAUCAAAGGAUUAUGAUAAUACUAUUAGUGUAUACUUAACGUACAAUUUUUAUAUGAACCUGUAACCUUAAGCAUAUGUAAUCUUCGAGAAAGUCCUACAGGAUUUUUAAUCUCAAAUGUCAGAUUAAGUUUUUUAUUCAAUGCGGUCUCGAAUCACAAUAGUGUCUUUGUGCUAGAUUUUUCAUAGUUAAAUAGUAGCCUUUCUACAAUUCACUUUCAAUUGGACGUAGAAUUUUCACAACACCAAUCGACGAUCUUGCCCUAUUCUUUCCAGGUUCUUGUUUUUCUUGGUUUUCAGACAAGAUUCUUUUUCCAUUCCUUCUAUACAAGAUUCUUGCCUGAAAAAACUGAUCUUGCCUUUCUGACAAGAUUCAUGUAGACCGAAUCUUGGCUGGUGAGGCAAGAAUUUAUUCUCCAGACAAGAUUCUUGUAUUCUUGCUUUUCUUGCAUUCUUGUCUGAUUUUUAUUUUUCUUGAUAUUCUUGUCUGAUUCUUUUUUCCUUAGAUUCUUGUCUGUUUCUUAUUUCUUGUGUUUCUUGUCUGAAUCUUGUCAUAUUAUAAAAGCCUUGUAUAAGUUGUUAUUACUAUCUGUUUCAUACCAUUUUAUUAUGAGCUUUGCACACCAUGUACAAAAAAAUGUAAAAAAACAAAAAAAAUACUUUUAGUUUCACAUGUUAUUAUAGAAGUUUCACAGUUUUUGACAUAACAAACAACAUAAAAUUUUCAUUAUCAAAAAAAAAAAUAUUUAUUUUUUUCGAACUUCAUCAUUGUCAUGGGUAUCUGGGAUUUCCAUCGUCCAUUAAAAAAAUACUUUUGUACAUAAUGAAAGAAAAUCUAAAAAAACAAAAUAAAUAGAAAGAUAUGGUUUUAUAAAAUAUUGAAAUGUAUUCAAUAAGUGUAAUUUAUCGGAAAAAAAUUAAAAAAAAGCUAUUAUAUAUUUCAUUGUUCUCUCUAUAUCGAAUGGAAACAUUUUCUCUAGAUCUAAUUGAAAUAGAGUUGCUAGAUGUUGUUUGAACGAAUCGAACGUUUUAGGAAAAGUACAUAUUCAAAGUGAUAUUGUACUAGCUAUCGAAUUAAUAAUGAAUAAAUAACGUUCAGACAUUGCUUUAUAUAUUUGAUCAUACAAAGACGACAUCACGUGCCGUUGAUCUUGAAAAGCUAACAAGAAUCUUUUUCUUUCCUGUCAUAAGAAUCUUGCGUGAACUUUAAGAAAUUUAAAAUAUCUUGCAUUUCUUUCCAGUUUCUGUUUUUUCAUAAUUCUCAGACAAGAUUCUUUUGAUCUUGAACCUCAGACAAGGUUCUUUUUAAAAGGAAAGAAAAAGAUUCUUGCCUGAACGUUAAAUAUAUCUUGAAUAUCUUAUGAUUCUUGCUUGAUUCUUCUAUUUCUGAUUAAUCAGAUGAGAUUCUUGUCAUCUUGGAAUCCAGACAAGAUUCUUUUUACUUUCCUGUCGAAAAGAAUCUUGUCUGAAUACAGGGAUCUUGUCUGAAAGUAAAGAAAAACAAGAACCUGGAAAGAAUAGGGCAAGAUCGUCGAUUAGUGAAUACAAUAGUAGAUAGAAUAUAAGUAUUGUCAAGAGUUGUUUCGAAUGCUGAUACAAGGAUAUUGAUGUAUAGUUUUUUUUUGUUAAAUCAGUUUCAUUGAUUGUACUUGAAGAAAAUCAAUAGUAGAAUAGCGACACUUAAUGAAAUUUACAUUAAGAUAUAUGCCAUUUUUCAACAAGAAAAUUUUCGUAAACAAAUUUAUACUUACUAUUAUUUUAUAAUGUGUAGAAUAAAUAUGAAGUACAUCAUAUAUUUUAGUAAGAUCUUAAACUGACCAAAAUAAAACAUCAUUAGUAUUCCUUGUUUUUUUCUCUAAAAAUCUGAUUUGUUGGCCUUGAAAGUUUCUUUAUUCAAGUCAAUAAAGUCGUAGAUUAAUUCAAAAAAAAAACACCAUAUAUCCGAAUAAGUAACAUAUUCGUUUGAGAUCUAUACUUGUUAUUUAACAUUUCUUUCUUGUUUAUCAUAAUGACUAAUGCUGUUUAACAAUAUUAUGGGUGAUAUAUAACCAUAUUGCUUUAUAAUAAUCUAUUAUUAAAUUACUUCUAACUAAAAUAGUUCAGAAGAAUUUGCACGAUCAGCUGCAUCAGCCAAAAGAUUAAAUCGACUCUUUAAACGUAAACCAAUGAUUGACAAUAGCUCAACGAAGGGCAAUAUAAUAGUAAAAAUUUCUGAAAUAUAAACAUGAUAUUCUAUUCUUUUUAUUUUAUUCACAGGAUAAUUUUUCGGGAUCAAUCAAGUUUGAGAAAAUUGUUUUCUCAUAUCCAACACGCAAGUUGAUAACUGUACUCAAUGAAUUUGAUUUAGAAAUAAAAUCUGGUUUGUUAGUCUUGUUCAUACUCUUGAAUUGUCAAAUAUCAUUUUACUUUCAGGUCAAAGUAUUGCAUUUGUUGGUCCAAGUGGAUGUUGUAAAUCUACAUUAAUUCAGUUACUCGAACGAUUUUAUGAUUGCAAUCAAGGUCGUAUACUACUUGAUGAUCAUAAUAUAGAAAGUUUGAAUUUGUCUUGGUUACGGUCACAAAUUGGCCUCGUCAAUCAAGAAUCAGUUCUUGUAUGUGAUCUUACUGUUGCAGAAAAUAUUGCCUAUGGAAAAGCGUCAAAUGAAAUUAUUUAUGAAGAUAUUAUUCGUGCUGCAGAACGAGCACAUUGUCAUGAUUUCAUCAAGAAUUUACCUGAAGGUUAUAAUACACCUGUUGGUCAUAAUGGUACUUUCCAUUUAUCUGGUGGUCAAAAGCAACGUAUCGCCAUUGCUCGAGCUCUCUUUCACAAUCCUAGAAUUUUGUUACUCGAUGAAAUUACCAGUGCACUCGAUGCGGACAAUGAACAGCUAAUACAAGAAUCAUUGAGUCUCAUUCGGCAAGAAAAUCCUUCGCAAACUGUUAUCUUUGUUGCUCAUCGUCUUUCAACCAUUCAAUCAUGCGACUUAAUUUGUCUUUUCGAUUCAUAUGGACAUUUGAUUGAAAGUGGUACUCAUGCGGAAUUGAUGGAACUUGGUAAUGCUUAUUAUAAACUUUUUCUUGAUUAUCUUGAAGGAAGAAAUAAUUCAUAG
Messenger RNA from Rotaria sp. Silwood2, 3922 nucleotides. The record is from the annotation of a GenBank genome assembly. Lineage: Eukaryota; Metazoa; Rotifera; Eurotatoria; Philodinida; Philodinidae.